Molecule: messenger RNA, 1200 nt
Organism: Rhizoctonia solani
Lineage: Eukaryota; Fungi; Basidiomycota; Agaricomycetes; Cantharellales; Ceratobasidiaceae
Exons: 2
Coding region: 1-1200 (399 amino acids)
Source: RefSeq, a predicted model, not a curated record
AUGGUUGUGAGACUCCCCACCGAGCUGCUUGAUCUCGUAUCUCGAUACGCAGAUAUGGGCACUCAAGCUCAACUUUCGUUGGUAUCCCACAGUGUUUAUUCCAUUUCUAUUCGUACAUUGUACGCGUCCAUCCCGCACAUGAACAUAUCUCGCACCACACGAUGCCUGCUUACGCUAUCAACAAACUUGGAGCUGGCGCAUAUGGUACGGUCAUUCUCUCUUCAUCUUUCCCCUUCCAACAUCCUACGACCAUUCCAUGCCCUCCUUACCCGUGCGCUAGGUAACAUGACGGAGUUGCACACACUCUCGCUUCAGCUUGGCACAUACGCAACAUCUAGUGUCAUGAGCCAAAUGUCCUGUCGGCUCAAAAAGUUCGUCUGCAUUAUCGCUUCCGACCCUUCAUACCCAGUCUCCCAAUUCUUGUCAACCCAGCCAUGUAUUGAGGAACUGUAUGUUGUCUGUCGACCGGAAGAUAUAUCUACUCUUGACCCUGAAGCGCUUCCCGCGCUACGAGACCUGGCUGCUCCAUUACAGCUGCUCCCCGUGCUGAUACGGACGCGUCUGUCACGCCUUUCUCGACUCUCCGUACUGGGGACAAUCGGCAAAUCCGGCUCCUUCAUUGAACUUAUCAUGGCACUUCGGUCGGCCAAGCCGCCGGAAUCGCUAGAGCUUGUUGUCGGCGUGGACGUUAACGCUAUUUCGAUGGUCCCGAAGAUUUUGACACCGGGACUAGCUGUUCUCGGUCUAUACGCUCCGUUCAUCGCCCUGUUGAGACUGGAAAUACACGAAGGCUGUAUCAAACGGGAUGAACUGCAUAAUAUGUUCGCAUUUAUUCUACCCAAGUUUCCAAGCCUCAGAACCCUCGUCCUGAUGUCUCGGCCACCAGAUCUAGGCGCAUACAUUCGCAAAAUCCCUGGCCCACGGCCUACCAGAACAACUUCUGAUAUGCUAUCACAGACGAAUACCCUAACAGAAAAUAUUUCUAAUGUUCUUUCGGUACCUUCACCUCGCUACAUACUCCCACAAUCGGAAUUCGGAGCCACAGAUAGCUGGUCGAUCCCAAUCUCUGACGCGCUCCAUGAUCAGCAAUGCCAUAUACAAAUAGUAAAGUCAUGGCACCGGAUUCAUCCGAACUUGGAGCGAGUCAUAUUUCCAGUCGGUAUCUACACUUAUACGGAUAGAAAAAGGAGGCACGGCUAA